AUGAUCUUGUGGUAUACGGAGACUGUACAGUGCGUCCUGUUCCUCCUAGUGCUCGGAGUAUUUGGACAGGAAGGAUCAAUAUCAGAUCAGCAAGAUGAGCUGAUCGAGGGACGUUUUCUAAAGGAGAAAUUAUGUGAACUUGGAUUAAUGGAUUGCGGAGACAGGUUGGACUCUUUAAAGUACGUUCAACCUGUACAAGUAGUUCCUAUCGGAGACCCUGUUCCUGCUCUAACCCUGGACCAGCAGUAUAUACCAUCCUUUACAUAUUCUAAUAAAAGAUCCAGUUUGUCCGCUCCUAAAUCAAGUUACGGAGCCCCUUCUUCAUCAUAUGGAGCUCCGAUUCCAUCCUAUGGAGCCCCAAGUCCAUCCUAUGGAGCCCCAAGUCCAUCCUAUGGAGCUCCGUCUGCGUCCUACGGAACACCUAAAGCACGACCUGUAUACAAAAAGCCCUCUACUAGCUCCUCUUAUCGAGCUCCAGCUGUUGGUUCAACAUAUUCUGCUCCUAGUCCUGGAUACAGUUUAGGUUCAAUCUCGUCUUCUAAAGCUAGUAUUGGAGCAACACAAUCAUUUGUUUCCGAUUCCUCCAACUCUAAUGGAUUCAACCAAGAGCUAAGCAGCAGUUUCACGUCGCAGACAAGAUCAGUGCGGGAAGGAAGGAUUGAUGAAUGCUAUUGUGUUUCAGCAGCGUUGUGUCCUAGGAACCUAGUGGUAAGAGUACAGAACCUAGUACCUGGAGCACUAAACCUUGUACCUGGAGCACUAAACCGAGAUUAUGGUUCUCUUAUAGAUCCAAGGGUGAAGAAUACAAACUCAAACAUUUCUGCAGAAGGAAACAUAGAAAACUCCGAGCUGAGAGAUGGACUAGGAGAUGAUUCCGUAGGACAGGUUCGCCAGAGAAGAGAAGAUAUUGUUGCAGAGGAGAGGUCUUAUGCUGGUGAACCCUUCGGACCUACAGGAUACCGUCCUCCCACGUGUGGAGGACCAAACUCAGGUUAUGUUUGCUGUAGAAUACAGGACGGAAUUGAUUAUAAUGAACUCUACAACACAGACUCAGCAAUCAGAGAUACAAGACAGCAACCAAACCAGGUGGACGGGUCCGGUGGGUUCAGUAGGUUCGGACAAUGUGGACGGAGGAACGCACAAUCAACAGCUCAGAGGAUAAAUAAUCCUAGUUUUCAGUUCCAGGAGGGGGAUGCAGAGUUCGGAGAGUAUCCCUGGCAAGCUGCUCUAUUGAAGAAGGAAGAAUAUGAUAAUGUUUAUGUACAGGAGAGUAUCCCUGGAAAGCUGCUCUAUUGAAGAAGGAAGAAUAUGAUAAUGUUUAUGUACAGGAGAGUAUCCCUGGCAAGCUGCUCUAUUGAAGAAGGAAGAAUAUUAUAAUGUUUAUGUACAGGAGAGUAU
Molecule: messenger RNA, 1398 nt
Organism: Eurytemora carolleeae
Lineage: Eukaryota; Metazoa; Arthropoda; Copepoda; Calanoida; Temoridae
Exons: 6
Coding region: 1-1296 (431 amino acids)
Biological process (GO): positive regulation of transcription by RNA polymerase II
Cellular component (GO): RNA polymerase II transcription regulator complex
Molecular function (GO): transcription coactivator activity
Source: RefSeq, a predicted model, not a curated record